Messenger RNA from Thecamonas trahens ATCC 50062, 1824 nucleotides. RefSeq lists its product as uncharacterized. The record is from RefSeq and is a predicted model, not a curated record. The transcript is spliced from 2 exons. NCBI's taxonomy places the organism in Eukaryota, Apusomonadida, Apusomonadidae. Bases 1 to 1824 code for a protein of 607 amino acids.
AUGUUGUCCAAGGAGUUCAGUGUGUACAGCAAGAACAAGAGUGUUGGGUUUAACACCGUCUCCACCCGGAUGACCAAGCGGCCUUGUGUGACCCCGUCGUCCCUGCCCACCACCGUGUGGGGUAAGACCCACUCGGUCACCAUUCCGAUGAUGCUGAUGAUGAUGAUGCUGAUGAUGAUGAUGACGAGCAAGUCGGUCAUGGCAUGUGACUUUGCUGCAGGUCGCCUUUCGUCAACGUCGUCGGCUGGUUCCAGGUUCCGUGGCAAUGUCUUUUACUUUGCAUCCUCGGGCACUUUGACUCACCUCUCGACAGAGUUUUCUGGCUCUGUGAGGUUCAUCGUCAGGGAAGCUUCCACUCCCACGGGCACGUAUGUCGGUCUCUACGAUGCAACGACUUCGGUCUCUUUCCAAGCGUCGAACAAGUACUACGCAGCGGUCUCAAUCCCGGUCACGGCUGGAAAGUACUACAUGAUCGGCGUGAUGUGGUCGGCCUCAAAGUCAUACUCGUACCGCUCGCCCUCGGCUUUCUCCUUCCCGCCUUGCGUCUCGUGGUCUCGUGGGGUGGCAGAUAACUCGAUCUCGGGUGACUCACCGUACCACCUGCCGUCUAAUCCGUCGUUUUCAACCUCGACGAUGUACUCUACUGGCUUUACCUUUUCUUCGAGUGGCGGCUCGACGACUGGCUCGACGACUGGCUCGACGACUGGCUCGACGACUGGCUCGUCGUCCAGCUGCCCGACGUGGUACGGCCAUGAGCAGUGCUCAGGACGAUCAUGCGUGAGUGGAUCGUGCUCGUGCCUGUCAGGCACCAACUCGUACGAUUGCUCACCGAUCAGUGUCGGCAACCAGAUCGGAUGCUGGAACAACGCCAGCCCCUACUCUGUAACAGGCACCUCGGGUGUGAUCCACAUCAACGCGCCAGGCACCAACUACCUUCACAGCAAGUCGUGCCGGUGGCGGCUGUCGUCGUCUUCGUUGAGCACAACGACGACCAUCACUUUCCAGGUCGUUGAGACCGAGCAGGGCUUCGACGACAUCGAACUGUACUCGACUGGACGUUCCGGCUCUACCUACAGCAGGUACGGAACUUACUCGGGUGCAUCGGUCAGCACCUUUAGCGUUCAACUUUGUGGUCAGGUCGAGAUUCGGUUCGCCUCAGACUCUAGCAUCGCUCGUCGUGGUGCGGCCAUGUCGUUUGUCAUCUCCAAUGCUGGUACGUGCAGGGCGUCCGGGCCGACGACGUUGCCAAGUUCUGCGUCAACCUCCACCGGCUCCACAUCCACAUCCACCUCCAGCUCCACCUCCAGCUCGACGUCGUCGUCAUCGCGGUCGUCGUCGUCGUCGUCGUCGUCGUCGGCAUCGCUCACACUCGUCUACAUGCUGCCGGGCGCCAUCAUCGUCACUGUCCUCGUCUUUCUCUCCAUUUACCGCUCGUGGCGUCGGCGUACGGCCGGCCAGGCCCAGGAGGUCGAGUACAACGCCGACGAGGAGGACUCGGGUACCGCUGGCCAGGUCCACACAGACCGCGUCGCGAGCAAGCGCUCUCGCAAGGCUCGGCCCGCAACAUCGACUACCAAAAGCGCACGGCCGCAGGGCCGCCUUUCAGAGUGGAAGAAGCGCAAUGAGCGCGAGCUCGGCAUUGACAGUGACAGCGAUGAAACCGCCGGCACCGCCACGGACUGCGAUGACUCGGGCGCCACGACUGCUACCUGCACCGAAGGCUCGGAGUACGAACUCGGGUGCAAAACCGAUGCCACAGAGCCGCCUUCGUAUGGCAAGGCCACAUCCAAGACUGUCCGCAACCGCUUCCUCAACAUGGUGUAA